Messenger RNA from Ananas comosus (pineapple), 1811 nucleotides. Its product is annotated as histone-lysine N-methyltransferase setd3. Gene Ontology annotation, molecular function: protein-lysine N-methyltransferase activity; protein binding. Lineage: Eukaryota; Viridiplantae; Streptophyta; Magnoliopsida; Poales; Bromeliaceae. Gene Ontology annotation, cellular component: nucleus. The transcript has 12 exons. Gene Ontology annotation, biological process: peptidyl-lysine monomethylation. The record is from RefSeq and is a predicted model, not a curated record. The coding region runs from base 45 to 1718 and encodes 557 amino acids.
GCAUCGGCCGAGCCCAUUAUUGCCGAGCUUUUUCCCUCACUGCAAUGGCGACUCCCUAUUCUCUCUUCCCCUCUGCCCAGGAGUUAGGAAUGGCGACGAAGAAGGAAAUGGAGAGGAGUGGAGUGGUUACUUUAUCACUUCCAAUUCUCUCUGAAGAGGAUCCUUUGUUCCCAGAGAAGAUGAGAUUAUCAAAUGUCAGGAAUCUCAGUUACAAUUUUGAUUUUCCAGUUUCAUCCUCCAAAAGUGGGAUGCUGAAAACAUUAGAUCAGAUGGUCCAAACUGCUAGAUUACUAUAUAUGCAUGAGCUAGAGCUUUAUUUUGCUGAAGACGAUGAUUUUGGUCCGUUCAGCUCAAGGAAUGAACUGGAAUCCCUUAAUUCAGUACUGAACACCAUACACUCUGUGCUUGCUACUGCUAGUGGUGAUGCAAUAGAACUUCUCCAAGUGCUAGAGACUGCAACAAUUGGCAUGAUAAAAUCUUUGGGGAUGGAGAACAAAGUUGAAAUGAUUGCUAUGAAUUUCAAUGGUGAUGCAGAGGACUCGCUGCUGAAAUGGGGAGAAAGUCAUGGUGUUAAAACAAAAUUGAAGGUAGCAUUUUUUGAAGGAGCUGGGAGAGGAACAGUGGCUUCUGAAGAUUUAAGCAUUGGAGACGUUGCCCUGGAAGUACCAGAGUCUCUUAUCAUAUCUGAAGACCUUGUCUAUGGAUCUGAUGUGUUUGAUGUAUUAAAAGACUUGGAUGAUAUUACCUCUGAGACAAUGUUACUAUUGUGGAGCAUGAGAGAGAGGUAUAAUCCCAGUUCAAAAUUCAGGAUUUACUUUGAAACGCUUCCAGAAGAAUUUAACACAGGGUUGCGUUUUGCAAUUGAUGCACUUGCUGUAUUAGAUGGAACACUUUUGUUUGAAGAACUAACACAAGCUAAAGAGCACUUGCGUCAACAGUACGAUACGUUAUUCCCUGCUUUAUCCAUGAAGUAUCCUGAUUUAUUCAAACCAGAGUUAUACACAUGGGAGAAAUAUCUGUGGGCUUGUGAACUAUGGUAUUCUAACAGCAUGAAAGUAGUCCUAACUGAUGGGAAAUUGAAGACUUGCCUGAUUCCAAUUGCUGGGCUUCUUAAUCACUCGUUAUGCCCUCACAUUCUUCACUAUGGACGAGUAGACCCAGUAACAAAAUCAUUGAAGUUCCCAUUGUCAAGACCAUGCGAGGCAGGGGAGCAAUGCUAUCUUAGCUACGGAAGCCUGUCUGGAUCACAUCUUGUCACCUUUUAUGGUUUCCUUCCAAAAGGGGACAACCCUUAUGAUAUUAUACCUCUAGAUUUUGACACUUCUAAUGUGGAGAAUGAUAGCAGCACAUUGGAAGAAACAAGUAAAAUAACUCAUAUGGUUCGCGGAACAUGGUUUUCCAAAUCUGACCAGCCGUAUACAUAUGACCUCCCUUCUCGGUUGCUCACCCAUCUCCGCGCUGUUCUGAAUUGUCAAAAUGCUGAAUCCCCUGCUGAGAUUUCUAGAAUAGAUAUAUGCGAGAAUGAUAGGAUGGUGCUCGAAACAGUAUUAUCCAUCUUUAGUCCCAUGCUGGAAGGAUUAGGCAACUCGGAUGAUUUCGAUCGGGUUAAUGCAAGUUGGGACUUGAAGCUAGCAUUGGGCUAUAAAGAUCUACAGAGAAGGAUUAUUUCUUCAAUUGUAACAUCAUGUACUUCGGGGCUGGAAAUGUUGGAGCAUUAGCUACCGUACUUGUUCAAAUACAAAACUGUAACAUUAUGGAAGAUUUUGUUUAGUUUCUUUUCACAAUAAUCAGCAAGCUUUUUUAAUGCGACA